Manis pentadactyla (Chinese pangolin) is the source of this 927-nucleotide messenger RNA. Its product is annotated as olfactory receptor 14C36-like. Gene Ontology annotation, cellular component: membrane. The coding region runs from base 1 to 927 and encodes 308 amino acids. Gene Ontology annotation, molecular function: olfactory receptor activity; G protein-coupled receptor activity. The record is from RefSeq and is a predicted model, not a curated record. Gene Ontology annotation, biological process: G protein-coupled receptor signaling pathway. The transcript has a single exon. Lineage: Eukaryota; Metazoa; Chordata; Mammalia; Pholidota; Manidae.
AUGACCAAUUCCACCACGGUGACUGAGUUUCUCCUCAUGGGAUUUGCUAAUAGGGAACUAAGGUUCCUUCACAUGAUGUUGUUCCUACUGAUGUACUUGUCCACCUUGUUAGGAAAUCUUCUCAUCGUCUCUGUCACCACAUUUGACCAGAACCUUCACACACCCAUGUACUUCUUUCUCAGGAACCUGUCCAUCUUAGACAUGUGCUACAUUUCUGUCACUGUGCCCAAUGUCUGUGUCAACUCCCUCACUGACAACAGGGCCAUUUCGGUUGCUGGGUGUGCAGCUCAGAUAUUUUUCGUCAUUUAUUGUGCAUUUGUAGAAAUUCUGUUCUUCACCAUCAUGGCCCAUGACCACUAUGUGGCCAUCUGCCAGCCCCUCCACUACCCCGUCAUCAUGAAUCAAAGAGUCUGUGUCUGGACAACACUGGUCUCCCUGCUCAGUGGUCUGAUCUAUGCAGGUGUGCACACAGGGGACACGUUCUGGCUGUCCUUCUGUCAAUCCAACGUGGUCCAUCAGUUCUUCUGUGAUGUUCCCUCUCUGCUGAGCCUCUCCUGCUCGGACACUUUCAACAAUUUCCUCUUACUUAUUAUCUCUGCCAUUGUGGUCUGUGGUGGCUGCUUUGUCUUUAUCAUCAUGUCCUACAUUCACAUAUUUUCCACUGUGCUGAAGUUUCCCACCAGAGAGCGAGGUAAGGCCUUUUCCACAUGUGUCCCUCACAUCCUGGUGGUGUCCGUCUUCCUCGUCACUGUCUCCUAUGUGUACCUGAAGCCUUCAGUAACAUCCGAAACCAUCCAGGACAUGAUUCUUUCUGUAUUUUACACCAUACUCCCUCCAUUCUUGAAUCCCAUCAUCUACAAUCUUAGAAACAAACAGGUCAAGGAAGCUGUAAGAAAAGUACUAAAAAACUUUUCUUCUGGAAAAUGA